Molecule: messenger RNA, 7409 nt
Organism: Cyclopterus lumpus (lumpfish)
Lineage: Eukaryota; Metazoa; Chordata; Actinopteri; Perciformes; Cyclopteridae
Gene: fnbp1l
Product: formin binding protein 1-like
Exons: 16
Coding region: 318-2027 (569 amino acids)
Biological process (GO): signal transduction
Molecular function (GO): protein binding
Source: RefSeq, a predicted model, not a curated record
CUGAGAGGGUGAUCUGCUGCAAUCUGCUAUCCCUCAAGGACCUGUACGCCUGCUGAGGACCCCGAGGCAGAUCUUAAACACUUGGCUGGUCUGACCAAUAAACCACAGGGCCCCUGGUUUUGGGCGGCCCUGCUGAUUCAGGCGGAUAGAGAGCAGGAGCAGGAGCAGGAGGAGGAGGAGGAGGAGGAGGAGGAGGAGGAGUGUGUGUUUGUCGGCAGAUAGUCAGUCAGAAGGACCGGACUACCAGCGGCAGCUUGGGGAGCGUCUGAGCGGGGAAAUCUGCGUCCAAUACGGGAGAAGUCAAGGGGGAAUCCGCGAUGAGUUGGGGAACGGAGCUCUGGGACCAGUUUGAUAAUCUGGACAAACACACUCAAUGGGGGAUCGACUUUCUUGAGCGCUACGCAAAGUUCGUCAAGGAGAGGCUGGACAUCGAGCAAAACUACGCCAAGCAGCUACGGAACUUGGUGAAGAAAUACUGUCCUAAGCGCUCUAAAGAAGAGGAGCCCAGGUUCACAUCAUGUCUGUCCUUCUACUCCGUACUGAAUGAGCUCAACGACUAUGCUGGCCAGAGGGAGGUGGUGGCGGAGGAGAUGGCUCACAAGGUGUACGGAGAGCUGAUGAGGUACAGCCAAGACAUCAAAGCUGAGAGAAAGCACCAUCUACAGGAGGGCAGGAAGGCUCAGCAGCAUUUGGAUCAAUGCUGGAAACAGAUGGACAACAGUAAAAGGAAGUUUGAGAGAGAGUGUAAAGAAGCCGAGAAAUCCCAGAUUACCUACGAUCGGUUAGAUAAUGACAUCAACGCCACCAAGUCAGAGGUGGAGAAGGCCAAAGCCCAGUUUUACCUGCGCACUCACAUGGCGGAUGAGAGCAAGAACGAGUAUGCGGCCCAGCUGCAGAACUUCAACGCAGAGCAGUGGAAACAUUUCAACAACGCCGUACCACACAUCUUCAAGAAUUUGCAGGACAUGGAUGACCGUCGAACGGUGAAGCUCGGAGAGACGUACCGGAGCUUUGCCGAGGCGGAGCGGAGAGUCAUUCCCAUCGUCUCCAAAUGUCUAGAAGGGAUGGUCUCUGCUGCCAAAGCUGUCGACAUGCGAAGGGAUUCAGCCAUUGUCGUGGAGUCGUUUAAGUCGGGCUUCGAACCUCCAGGCGACUUCCCCUUUGAGGACUUCAGUCAGAAUCUGAGCCGAUCAGGAUCGGAUGGGACAAUCAGCAACACACCCAAGGGAGACCGAGAGAGGGACCGAGACGGGGCCCCCGGGUCUCGACCCGACCCGAAACACCCAAUGAGCAGGACCAAGAACAAGCUGUGGCUGUUCGGGAAGAAACCUAAGGCCCCAUCUCUGGAGGAUUUCAGCCACUUACCCCCCGAGCAGAGGAGGAAGAGGCUGCAGCAGAGGAUCGACGAACUCGGCAAAGAGCUCCAGAAGGAGAUGGAUCAGAGAGAUGCCCUCAACAAGAUGAAGGACGUGUAUGAGAAGAAUCCACAGAUGGGAGAUCCCAGCAGCCUGCAGCCCAAGAUAUCGGAGACCAUAUGUAACAUGGAGAAGCUGCGGUCGGAGAUCCACAAAAACGAGACUUGGUUAUCUGAGGUGGAGGGAAAGCAGAGCACCAGAGGAGACAGAAGACACAGCGCUGACAACCACCAUCACACUCCUCAAGGCAGAGAGAGCCCCGAGGGCAGUUACACAGAUGACACCAGUCAGGAGCAUCACACGCCUCAACUGCGCACCAGUCCUCCGAAGCCCGGACAACCGAACCCCGAGCUGCACGAGUUCGAUGACGAGUUCGACGACGACGACCCGCUGCCCGUCCUCGGCCACUGCAAAGCGCUCUACUCCUUCGACGGUCAGAACGAGGGCACACUGGUGAUGGCGGAAGACGAGGUGUUGUACAUCAUCGAGGAGGAUAAAGGCGACGGCUGGACAAGGGCGAGGAAGCAGGGCGGCGAGGAGGGCUACGUGCCCACUUCCUACGUCGAAAUCACCAUGGAGAGAAACAGCAAAGGUGCCGUCACCUACAUCUGAAGCUAACACUGUGGUCUGUCCUCUCAUCCCGUCUGUCGUCCUCACCACCCUCCUUGCUUUCUCUUCCUCAAAAUAACACUACAAAAGGAGAAAUCAGCAUCUCAACACCUGCAUGGACAUUCAUCUGUUUUCUGAUUUCCAUCCCAUCUCUCUGUCCUCCCGUGUAUCCCUCUAACCCUGUAAUGAUUCAUCCUCCUCUCGUAUCUGUGGCACUGAUGUACCAGAGGUGAGUGUCGAAGGUCACAGAGACAUAUUUGAUGGUGUUUGAGUGAUUUUUAUGUUGAAUAUGAGGCAUUUUCUAUGUGUGUGUGUGUUUUAAAGAUAUCUCCACUGCUGUUUUGAGGCUCUUGUCAAGGCUACACCACUUCUCAUCGAUCAAAGUGUUAACGUGUUAUGUAAUAUACGAGAAACAAUUUAUUUUUGAUUAUUUUCUAUGUUUCUUUUUUUUUUUUAAACUGGAGACAUUUAAAACGGACUUUAAGCUCUUUUUACGUGUCUACAUAAUUUGAAGAUGUUCUGAUUGUAUCUGUUUUUAUUUCUGUGUGUGUGUAUGUGUGUGUGUGUGUGUCUGUGUCUGUGUCUGUGUGAGAGAAAGUGUGUGUGCUUGUGCGUGCUUUUCUGUGUUACCUGUGCCAUCACGCUUCCAGUGGUUUCAGCUUCUUGUAUCACUGUUACAGGAGUUUGUCUGAUUUCUUUAAGAUGUCGUGUCCUUUCAGAGCAGAGCUGGAGGUUUUAAAAGAUGCUGUUAUUCUUCAUUUUUAAUGAUUGCCAAAAGAAAUCCCACCUAAAGACCAAAACCAGUAAUGUGUUAAGUUUCCUACUCGGUCUCAGUCACAAGCCCAUUGGUUCCCACUGCAGACGCAGAAUUGGGUCACAAAUAAAUAGUUUCAUAAAGAAGCCUCAUCACUCACUUUAGCAGAAAACUUCUCUCACGACUACUGAACUCUUUGCUGUAAAUUGCAAUGCCAAAAUAGGGGAAUACAACUUUUUAAAUGGAUUUGAUUUUGCGAUCAUAUUUAAACUUCACUCGGAUGAAUUAUUAAUUCAGAUGAGUAUUUUCUCUCUGUGGAGAACGUCAGCAGUACAAUAGCUGCAGAUUCACUUCACCAGCGGUGCAGACCGAAGAGAAAUUAAAUUACAAGGCAAUUAAUAGACAGAGAAAAAAUCAGUUUGUUUUAUGCUUGUGCAUUAAGUCUAAUGUUGUCACAGGUUAUGUCCUGUGUAUAGACAUGAGGUGUGACAUGUUUGAUCAGACUGCUUUAUUGAAGGACUUUAGAUGCCUGAGGAGGAAGAGAAAUGCUCAGUGUUUUAUAGGUCUUCCUUCUUAUCCCCUGAGACUCCGCCCACGGCUAAACACAAAUAAUACUUGUUAGUAGGAUCAUUGUUGGUUUUGUUUUUUUAUGGUAAACAAUGAGAAUAUACGCCAGACAUUUAAAAACCUCCAGUUAAGAGAUUAAAGUAAGGAAGUGUGCAGUGUGAAAAUGGUUUCACUUCAGUUAUAACAAUAAUUGCUAUAAUUGUCUCUGACAAAUCAUGUAUUUUAUUUGAUCUUUCACUCAUAAACCGCCAGUUCUUGGUUAUUGUCUGAGUCCCUGAUUUAAAAACGUCUCUGAUCGUUUUGCCUUGGUGCCCAUGAUGGUGUAACUGCAGGUGUCUCAACAUAGUCCCGCUUGAAGGGUUGUUACUGCAGCCAACACCUUGUAGUACAAACAAGGGGGUGGAGUCCUGGGAAAUGCUGCUGCCAUGUAUUUGUCACCAGUAUCACGUAAUCAGUUCUUACACAACAACUGGUCAAAUGUGUUUAAAGGGGAGGCUGCCAAGUAUACAAUGAAUUAGAUAAAUUGUGCGUGUGUGUCUGUGUGUGUGUGUGUGUCUGUGCGUGUGCGUGUGUUAGCACCUGCAGCACCUUGUGCGUCUUGUAGUAACUUACUCUCUCCUCUAUGUGACCGCAGGUUCCUGAGGGCUGCAGGGUGGCCGGGCGAUUUGAUUGGCUGGUGGAGGGCUCACGCUGAUUGCUGAUAAUUGGUGGUGGGGGCGACCCAAGAAAGAGAGAGGUAGUGAGGGAGAGACAGAUAAAGUGGAGGCAGGUUUGCAUGUCUGCAUGCUCGCAUAUCCAUAAAUCGUCAACGCAUGUUAAUAGAGGAAGAAGGGAGGGUCAUAAGUAGAAGAGUGGAUGGCCUUAAAGCCAGAGAAAAUAAUAAUAAUAAUAAUAAUCCAUUUAAUUUAUAUAGUGCUUUUCUAGAUACUCAAAGACACUUUACAUUAUACACUGUAGACACAGCUACGGGGAGCAAUGCAGGGUUAAGUGUCUUGCUCAAGGACACAUCGACUAGGGCGGGGCUAAUAUAACCUUAAGCUUUUAGCUCACAGAGAGCAGUGGAACAGCGGGUGUGUUUCUCGUUUUAAUAAUACCAGGAGCAUCUCCCUACCUCCAUCGUCUGUUUUGGGCUUUGUUGGGAUAGCGUUGUCUUUUUAUAAAUUAAAUGAGUCUCUUCUGUAGAAACUGUCCACAUUUUGGAGGAAAAGCUUCUUUUGUUAGCAUGCUUGUCCUUUUUCACUCAAAUCGUAAACCAUAAAUUCGCAUUUUGACCAAAAGAACAUCUCAUCACAGGAAGACCAUGAGACGUGUCACCAAAGGGAGUAACCUUUGCUAUUUAUCUAGUCAAAUGGCUAUUUCCAAAAUCAAGAAUGGACCCUCAAAUUCAAGAUAAUUUUUUAUUCUCUAAAUCAGACUGCCAACGUGUUUUGGUCCAGAAAUAUAUGUUGAUUUAAGAUUCAGGCUGUGAGGGGUUUGCCACUUGUUUUUUAGGGUCAGUUGUGCUUACAUUAUUAGCUGCCACUAAUGACAUCGUCGUCAUCAUCAUCUGUGCUCUGUUGGUGAUGUCUGCCUUGCCUGCCUGCCUGAGCCACUCUGCUCCUCAUGCCUGCCCUCACCCUCAUACACUCGCAUGUCCAUAACGUGUCCCAAACUUGAUCGGGCAUUUGUAUCUGUGCCUUUAACUGCAACUUUACAAGUGUGUGUGUGUGUGUGUGUGUGCAUUGUCUGGGUUGUAUGUUGACCGCUGUGUCAUCCUCAUAUUUGAAUGGAAGCAUGGGUAUGAUUUCUGUUUGUGCGUUUAAUGUUACUCAGAGUUACUCAUUGGACAGACAGAAGGACUAUCAGGUGAAUACAGGACCUCUCUACCCCUUUCUUUCUUUCUUUUCCCACAUUUCCUCUUUUCUUCCUGGGUCUGUAAUACCACCAGUUGACCAGCAGAUGGGAGCCUUCCCUCACCAAACCACAGCUCAGCUCGAGCCGGACUGGGACGCUUUUACACCAAACAUAAGGAGGAGCUCCGGUGUCUAUGGAGUCAGACUGCCUUAAAACCCCUUGUUGUUUUACUUUGGAGGGAUUAUUCCACACAUAUCUCUGGAAGUCUGCCCUUCUGCCUGACUACAUCGCCCAUCAGCCACCUGGGCUCAGCCUUUCCUCCGUGGAUCUCAAGUGCAUCUCCAUACCAUUUUUUUUUUUGUUGAAAGAACAUUUUUAAUCAGUCGUUUUUGUGAGUGUGACGACACACGCAGGCAUGUAUCAACAUGUGUGCAUGUUUAUGGAAAGCCAAACAGGCCAACAGUGUGUAGGAUCUUGGCCUGUUUGGCUCUCCAUAUGCAUUAAUAUGUAAACAUGUGUAAGUUGUUUUUUACCGUUGAAUGAUUUGUACAUAUUAACAUCUUUCAUGUCAUGCUGAAUGUGUUCCCACGGUGAUUGUUUGUAGGUAUGUUUGAUUGGCAGUCUUCACGAGAGACAACACGGUUUAAAUUGAACUGAUGCACUUUGCCCUGAAGUCCUACAGCAUUUGAAUCUGAUUAAAAUGAACGUGUUAAAGAGUGGAUAGGUGAAUGAGGCUCUGUGUUGUCUGCGGAGAGAGGUGUGAACUUUAUGAAUGACCACUGUGUAGCGGCGAGAAACGGAAACGUCUCCAGUUGUUUCUCUUCCGGAUGGUUUUUAUACUCUUUUUGUAACUCUUGGCGAGCAAAGACCGACUUCUGUUCUGCAUGAUUUUUUAGACUUUUUGAAUUCAUUUGUCUCUCUGUUUUAACCAUUCACUGUAUUAUUUUUUUUCAAGAGACUACCAAAACUACACAUCUGAAGAAAAGUUUGACUUCCUUUUUAAGAUGCUAUUUAAGAGAAGAAUGCCCCCAGUGGUUCGCUGCUUGUAGAUGUAAACAGCAGGGGGCGCCGCCUCGCUUGUAGCUGUAGUCUGCGUUUCCUCGACGAAGCUGUGAAAUGUACAGAAUGAUGCCGUCGGUGUUGUUACUUGAACUCUGGUCACGCUUCUCCACAUUUUACUCUCCGAUCUGUGAUCGUUUUGCAUCCGACAAAUAGUUGAACAUUGAGAGAGAUUUGCCUUCCACAACCUUUCUACAAACGUUAAACAAAGGGCCAUGCGGGCCAGCCUUCAGAUUCACAGCACAGAUGGUAGAGUGGCGUCACUCUUCAUCCAACUUUGCAAAAAAAGUGAUCGGUGUCUGCAGUCUGUCAGUUUUUGCUAUUUAUGACCAGUUAUCCGAUCCAUCAGUGCUUUCCGUCUCCUGAACACAUCUGAUUUCCUGGUUGGCUGCAGCAAAUCAAAUUGAAGAAAAAAAUCUCAAGUAUGAUAUACUAUUUGUGCAGUUAAGUGUUGCACAUUAGAUGUAUUUAGUUCAAGUGGCAAUACUAUCGCACUGUUCAUUCCAGUUUCUCCUUUUAAAGCAAUUACGGCUGCAACUAUGUUUUUUUCGUUAUUGAUUAAUUAUUUUUAAUUGUUUAGUCUAUGAAGUGUAAAAUUAAAUGGUAAAUAAUGCCUAUCAAAACAGAUGUUGGUUUUCUUCAACAAAAAGUCCAAAAUUCAAACGUAUUCAAUUAAUAUUGAUAUAAAACAGAGAAAGGCAGCUUAUUUGAGAUUUUAUGUUUUUAUGCGAGAUGACUAACAGAAGAUAGAUUAAACAAAUCGCACCACUUUCAGCACUAAAACCAGAACCUUGCUUGUGAUUCUAAAUGUGCACUCAGACAUGCGACAUGUAUCCGUAGUGGAGAUGACGAUCCUCUGACGAUGAAGGUCGUGACCUCUGUCCUGCUGAAGUAGUGUUGCUGUGAAGAUUCUUGCAGGACAUUUUCUUUACUAACUCUUAAACCGACUCCAAAUGUGUCCUGAUGAUCCCAGAGUUCCUUCUCAUGCUCAUGAGACAUGUUUGGAGUGUACUGUCCCUUUAAUCAAAGAAUACAUAACGUUUGGUACGCAGCAGCUUGGAAAUGAGCAAAAUUCACCAAAAGUUCUAUUAACGGUUCUUUUUUUAAACUAUUAAUAUACAUAUACAAACUGCUAGCUAAGUAUAAUAGCCACUGUGCUGUAUUUCUGAAAA